Molecule: messenger RNA, 3561 nt
Organism: Colletotrichum truncatum
Lineage: Eukaryota; Fungi; Ascomycota; Sordariomycetes; Glomerellales; Glomerellaceae
Product: HECT-domain-containing protein
Biological process (GO): ubiquitin-dependent protein catabolic process; protein polyubiquitination
Molecular function (GO): ubiquitin protein ligase activity
Source: RefSeq, a predicted model, not a curated record
AUGGCUCCUUGGACUCAACGUCAUGCUCCACCUCCUCGCCCUCCUACUCUCCGUCAAACUUCCGCCGACCUGGUCUCCCGAGUACACAGCCCCUCGCUGACAGCACCACCUGGCCAGCUGGGACGUCUGCCAGACUAUGUGAUUUUGAAUAACUCGCACAUCCCCGGAGACUCGAGCUCUUCCGAAUCCGAUUUCCACCCAAGACGCCCUCGUCGCCCGACCCAUUCCCGGUCCAUGAGCCACCCCUUUCCCGCUCUAUUCUCAACCAAGAAAAAGCGCCCCGACACCACAUAUGAAUCCGAUUCCGACGACAAUGUGCCCGUCAUGACGAAACCGCAGGGUAAUACGCAUAAAAGGGGAGGCGCCAAUAGCGGCAGCAGAGACUUCGCUACGGGCAACUGCAUGACCUGCGGUUCUCUCGUCCGUUGGCCUCGCGAACUGAAAGUAUUCAAGUGCACCGUAUGCCUGACCAUAAAUGAUAUCCACACCGACCAGCAGACUGCCAGGGCCAACACCAACACCGGCCCCAAAUGGCUUCAGCGCCCGCCCCAGGAGUCGACGUCGCCCCAGAAGCAGCCUGCCCGUCCAGCCGAGCGGUACGAGACAAGACCAAUAUCUCUCGAGCAGACUAAGAGACUUAUUCGACAGUGCAUUCGGAGCCACUUGGCAAGGGCGAUCAGGAGAACUUCCAGCUUUGAGGAUGAACAGCGUGAAGUCCUGGAGAGGCACACGCCACCUUGCCAUGGGCCAGAACAACUCGACCGCCCGUAUACCUCGAGGACCUUCGGCCCUGCAAGCCAUCGGCGACAAACAAGUCACGACAACCGGUUGGGAUACACUUUCCCUCAACAACCUACUCUGCAUCCGAGCCCGCAGCGAGCGCCACCCUCUAGGUCGUUCUCCUCAUCAUACCCUGAACGUCCCCCCUCAAUGCGGCAACUCGCCGCCGAAGUCAGAGGGCCCCAGCCGGCAGACCCAAGAUAUUGGCAAGCCGACGACCCUAAGAGAAUAUUCAAGCCGCUAGAGGACUACAUCACCACUUGCUUCAGCUCAUUUCACUGCGUCAACUCAUCGUUUCUCUCCCGCCGCCCAGCGUUGGCAGUGCGAUCGGGAAGUGAGUCUGCCCCACGACGGCCAUCCGUUCCGCGACUCGAGCCGAAGCACUCCGAGCAGUAUGUUGAGUCGCCAAUUUGUGACCUUGACCCUAAACUGCUUCUGCUUGGGGACUUCGCUGAGAACGGAACUUGGUGGACGGGAAGCCAGACGAGCAGCCAGAACAGGGCGCGGCAUAAGAGGUCUGCCUCACAGCGGGUUGACGAUACGCCUUCCUUUGUCACACCCCGCUCUCCGCAGGUCGAUUGGAAUGAGCUUGCAGAAUGGUAUCGGUCCAUCCUCAAUGCAGCGGAACCAUGGGUAGCCAUUUACGAAGAGAUGAACAGAGAAGCAGGAACUGAGCCUUUGUCGGCGACGGAACUACGAGCUCUAGAAUCUCAAUUGCUCUUCGGUCAGGAACAUACUCACAGGGCCUUGCUGAAGGCUACUGAGAAUUUGUUGAAACGACCUGGCCGUCCUAUGACCGACCCUGAAGACCUCCGAUUUCUACUCAUCGUUCUAGAGAAUCCACUGCUCCAUGGGGAACCGAAUGUGUUCCAGGGACGUCGCAAGGAAAACGGCUUUCAACAACGCAGACGCGACGAUGCUUUUCAGGACGACAGACCGAUGUUGAAGACCGGCCCUGUAUCUGGACAGCACUCUGUGAUCAUCAAACGGAUUCUGGGUUUGAUUUCCAACUCAUCAAAUUCAUGCCAGAACCAUCUGAUCACAUGGUUCGCGCGUUACUCUGAGUCAAGGUUUAUCAGGAUCAAGGAUCUUUCUGCCGGGUUCCUCACGUACAGGCUCAUUCGGCAGAAUGAGAAAAAGCAUGAGGUUAGGGUGGACAUUACAGCCGGGCUGAUACCCAAUCUGAGUGCGGGCCACUCGGCGGCCUCGCUCCAUGCUGCGCUGGGAACGCAGAGCAGCUCCUCAAAGAAGCAAAAGGAACAGCCGAAAAAGAUCAUUUACAACGAAGACUGGCAGGUUAAGGCUGCCGCAAGAGUCUUGGCUUUAGUAUUUGCGGCCAAUAACAUGACGCAUAUCCGACGUCCGGACCAGAAGGCCAGUACCAGCAGCAGCAGCACUUUCAGAGGAGGGAUUCAGGCCCAUGGCCAAAUCAUCCCAACUAGCGACUUUUAUAAUACCAUGAUCGAUUACACUGAUCUGGUGGCUGAUUUUGAAGCCUGGGAGUCGAAGAGAGGCAGGUUUUCAUUCUGUCAGUAUCCGUUCCUGCUUAGCAUGUGGGCCAAGUCUCAGAUUCUGGAGCACGACGCCCGCAGACAGCAGAUGACCAAGGCUCGAGACGCUUUCUUCGACAGCAUCAUGACCCGAAGGGCUGUCACCCAGUUUCUUGUUCUUGACGUUAGACGAAACUGUCUGGUUGAGGACAGUCUGAAGGCAGUGAGUGAAGUUAUAGGAAGCGGCAGUGAAGACAUCAAGAAAGGGUUGCGCAUUGCUUUCAAGGGCGAAGAAGGACUCGACGCUGGGGGCCUCAAGAAGGAAUGGUUCCUUCUCCUCGUCCGUGAGGUGUUCAACCCCGACCAUGGCAUGUUCAUCUACGACGAGGACUCUCAAUUUUGUUAUUUCAACCCUAACUCCUUCGAAACUUCUGACCAGUACUUCCUUGUUGGCGUCGUAAUGGGCUUGGCCAUUUACAACUCCACCAUUCUGGAUGUGGCGUUACCGCCAUUCGCGUUCCGGAAACUUCUUGCAUCGGCACCGAGUGCUUCUGCUGGACCUUCUGCUCAUCCACGUCCGACAAUGAACUACACACUCGAGGAUUUAGCAGAGUACCGACCCCGGUUAGCAUCUGGCCUUAGGCAGCUGCUUGAGUUUGAUGGUGACGUCGAAGAAACGUUCCAACUCGAUUUUGUUGUCGACGUUGAGAAAUAUGGGACAAUAGUUCAGGUGCCUCUCUGCCCUGGCGGAGAGCGGAAACCAGUUACCAACGCCAACAAGUGGGAGUAUGUCAAUCUGUAUGUCCGGUACUUGCUUGAAACAGCAGUUGCCCGGCAAUUCGAGCCAUUUAAACGCGGGUUUUACACCGUGUGUGGAGGCAAUGCUUUGUCAUUGUUCCGGCCGGAAGAGAUUGAACUACUUGUGCGAGGCUCCGACACGGCACUUGACGUGGAUGCCCUCAGGGGCGUGGCUGAGUAUGAUAAUUGGGGCACGAAACAACCCGACGGUGCGGAACCGGUCAUUGGCUGGUUUUGGGAGACCUUCAAAGAGGCUACACCAGAUGAGCAGAGAAAGUUGCUCUCCUUUAUCACCGGCACUGACAGAGUACCGGCGAUGGGUGCCGCACUCCUUACAAUCAAGUUAUCAUGCUUGGGAGACGAUGAGAGCAGGUAUCCCAUUGCCCGAACAUGUUUCAACAUGUUGGCUCUGCAACGCUACAGUUCAAAGGAGCAGCUGGAGCGGAUGUUGUGGACUGCUGUCCACGAAAGUGAAGGUUUUGGAUUGAAAUAA